AUGUCUUCAAAGCCCAGAACAGGCUGUCCUCCUAAGGUGAAUGACCAGACUACAUCUUACAUUGCGCGCUUGAUGAAGAAAGAUGAUCGACCCAGCUGGGCUGCUAUUGCGGCAGGUGUCGAUAGAGGGCUCUCGAAGUCAACAGUCGGGCGUGUUACAUGCAGCCAAAAUGCCUACAAAUUGUCUCAAGAAAAAGCCUCAACACCGUUGACGGUGAAGAAAGCGAGAAAGAAGGCAGUAGCAGUUUACGCAAAGUCGGAAACUGCAGAGUGA
Molecule: messenger RNA, 273 nt
Organism: Penicillium psychrosexuale
Lineage: Eukaryota; Fungi; Ascomycota; Eurotiomycetes; Eurotiales; Aspergillaceae
Exons: 1
Coding region: 1-273 (90 amino acids)
Source: RefSeq, a predicted model, not a curated record